Messenger RNA from Vanessa atalanta (red admiral), 876 nucleotides. It is a transcript of the gene Mpp6, whose product is annotated as M-phase phosphoprotein 6. Gene Ontology annotation, biological process: maturation of 5.8S rRNA. The transcript has a single exon. Lineage: Eukaryota; Metazoa; Arthropoda; Insecta; Lepidoptera; Nymphalidae. Bases 176 to 583 code for a protein of 135 amino acids. The record is from RefSeq and is a predicted model, not a curated record.
UUGCACACUGACAGUUUUUAAGAUCACAGCAACAUUGAAAAGGUAUUGCUAUAGGAUAUUGGUAUAAGGUGAGGGGUAUACCUGGUAUAUCCAGAGGAAUUGAUUAAAUUAAGGAAGCAAAAUAAGCUUAAGCUUAAAUUAUUACCAAACAUUUUAUAAAGAACAUAUAUUUACUAUGGCUUCAAGGAAAAAACCUCAGUUACCUAAAUCUGUUUUGGAUAUGAAAUUCAUGAAAAAAACUAAAGAUAGAAUCGAAAAAGAGAUAGAAAAUACCCAAGAUAUUGAAGGUUUAUAUUCUAACGUUAUAACGAAUGAAAUGCGACAUGCCUCCGGAAAUUAUAUAUCCGAAUCUAGUUUUGUUUAUUGUGAAGAAUUAUUAGAAGGAAGACUGUCAUUUAAAGGUAUGAAUCCGGAAAUAGAGAGGUUGAUGGCUCUAGAAUAUAAGAAAGACGAUGACGACACGAGUGAAAUUAAAAAGGAUAUUUCAGAUGACAUUUUAUCUAAAAAGAUGGAAAGCUUGAAAAAACGCAAAUUGUGUUCGAGUCCAAGUGAAUGUAAUAUUAAAAAGAAGAAAAAUAAAUAAUAUGUAGAUUCUAAAUCUAUUUAAAUGUAUAAAUAAUAUCCCAGUAUUGUUUAUCAAAUGUCUGUUAAUAUUAGGUUUAUUUUAUAGAGUUGUUUUAACUACUGUCUACAUUUGCUUGGUCUACAAACAUCUGCUCUUUUAUUUAUAUGUAGUACAGUAAGUAAAAAAUAUGAUUAUACUAAUUAAGUAUAACAUGAAUAAGAAGUUGUAUAUUUUUUUAUUAUUGUUGCUACAUACAGGAGAGUAUGUUUACAUCCUCAUUCAAUUAAUACCUUAUAAUUUGUACUGCUAGA